AUGGCCGACGGAGCGUCGGGUAUCGAGUUACUAGACAAACGUAACUACGAUGUCUGGCAAUUGAGGAUGAAGUCCAUCCUGGUGAAACAUGACCGAUGGGGUUAUAGAAAAUGUAAGUUGAACGGUAGCAAACUAUGUUUCAUAUGUGGAAAAAUUGGUCAUUGGGCAGCUAAGUGCCCUGAACGACAACAAAAUUCUGCGAGGAGCGUCGAAUCGUCGGAAGAGACCCACUAUGUCGUGGAUCAACCUGAGGAGGCCCACAACGUGACUUCAAGGUCGAGGUGGUGCUUAGAUAGUGGAUGUACCACGCACAUGUGUACUAGCGACGAAUUUCUGACUGAUAUCCAGGAGUGUGAGAUGACGCUGAACAUGGCGAAUGCAGCUUCAACGAAGGCGAGAGCUAAAGGGCUUGCUCACAUCAAGGCGAAGACAGACACAGGUAAUAUUGAUCUAAAUCUUCGUAAUACCUUACUUGUUAAAGAUCUGAGGACUAAUUUAAUUUUCGUAUCGAAAAUCACUCGGAACGACCGAGAGAUUUUAUUCAGGAAGGACUACGUCAUCGUCAGGGACCUGAAUGGAGAGGUGAAGUUAGUCGCUGAUCACAUAGGAGACCUGUAUUACCUACGGGAGCAGACGGAACAAGUCAAGGCAGUGGAAAAGGCGUCGGAAAGAGCUAGUACGUCGGAUUUAGACCUAUGGCAUGCAAGGUUAGGACACUUGCAUAUGGAUGACGUAGUUAACCUGUUUCACUUUGGUUUUUCGAAUUCAGAUGAUCCAGAAGGCUGUUGUGAUGGUCACCGCGAAGUACUACUCGCGGGAGAGGAUCCAACGAAUAUGGCGAUAUUUUAA
Molecule: messenger RNA, 849 nt
Organism: Cotesia congregata
Lineage: Eukaryota; Metazoa; Arthropoda; Insecta; Hymenoptera; Braconidae
Source: the annotation of a GenBank genome assembly